Messenger RNA from Hypomesus transpacificus, 13099 nucleotides. It is a transcript of the gene pkhd1l1.1, whose product is annotated as PKHD1 like 1, tandem duplicate 1. The record is from RefSeq and is a predicted model, not a curated record. The transcript has 78 exons. NCBI's taxonomy places the organism in Eukaryota, Metazoa, Chordata, Actinopteri, Osmeriformes, Osmeridae. Bases 176 to 13099 code for a protein of 4307 amino acids.
UCCUGUCCGGAAUCGAGACAGGUGCUAACCACACCCAUCUUAGUCAAGCAAUAUUUAGUGAGCACGUCAGCUAAGCAGAGGCUGUGAAAGUUAUGUGCUCUGACAGAAAGUCCAGAAAAGAUUUCAGGAAAUUUGGGCUUUGAUUUGAAGCACACGGAGCGCGCGGUCAUCGGGGAUGAAGCGGGAGAGAAGGCAUCGGCACCUGCCGCUUGCUGUUUUCUUCGCGCUGUGGUGGUGUUCAGACGCUCAAAGAAUCACUGGAGUGACGCCAAGAGUCGGAAGCCUGAACGGAGCAACGAGGCUUACCAUUGAGGGAGAAGGUUUUGCCCAGGAAAACCAGUUCCAACUCAAUGCAGCAAAUGACGACUUUGGCAACCAUGUGACCCUUGUGUCAGACACCCAAUCUGUCCCCUGUGAUGUGGAAAGAGACUCCACCCAUGGCAAUCAAAUAAUGUGCUACACAAGACCUCUGCCAGCUGACCAGUAUGUGGUGCACGUCAGUGUGGACGGGGUUCCUAUACCAGACAGCCAGAUAUGUUGGGGCUACGCCAAACAUCCCCGCUGCAGCUUAUAUACCCGGUGGUAUCGCACCCCUACGAUCGACAAGGUGACACCAGUCACCGGCGUUCCAGGAACCGUUGUUACGGUGAGAGGAAGGAUUUACAGUGACGUGUAUGGAAGCAACACGGCAGUGAGCUCAAACGGCCUGGAUGUCAGAUUCCUGAGAGCUUACAUGGGUGGAAUGCCUUGUGACCUUCUGAUGCCCAACUCAGACACACUAUAUGGCUUGACUCUGGACUCUGAGACGAGUCAAAAUGGAUACAUGAGCUGCAAAGUUACAGGAACCUACGUUGGGCAUCAUAAUCUGAGUUACAUUCUGGACAGUGACUAUGGGAGGAGUUUACCAGCUAAAGCACUCUACACGGUUUCAGCUUCCAACAAGCUUUCCAUGUUUCAAACCUAUGCAGAGGUGACAGGGGUCUUCCCCUCCAAGGGCAGCUUGCUGGGAGGAACUCUAGUCACCAUCAGUGGACGAUUCUUCGACCAAACUGAUGAAGCAGCCUCCGUCCUGAUAGGAGGCAGCCCUUGUGAUAUCCAGAGUGUGUCUGAUGAAAGAAUCACCUGCAUGACUCCAGGCCAGCUCCAUAGCAACAGCACCGUCUUUCCUGGAAGCAGAGGUUUGAAGUUCGAGGUAUGGAAUAACAGCAAACCUAAUACUUUGGCGGAUGUGCUGGCCUACGAUGGGAACAGGACAGGGUACUGGCAGGGCUGGACAGACUCCAUGCCCCACACCCUGCCCCAGGAGAUGGAGUACUUUGUGGAGAGACUCAGGGGGUUCUUCGUACCGACAGACACCAAUGACUACACCUUCUACAUCAGGGGGGAUGACCGCUGUGAGCUCUACUUCAGUCUGACGGGGGACCCUAAAGAUAAGGUCAAGAUUGCGUACAACAAUCGUUACAGUCCCACCUACUCAAAAGACGUCACACAGAAGUCUGAUCUCCUGGCUCUGGAGAAGGGGAAAGCGUACUACAUUGAACUGCUGACACAGGAGUGGGCUUACGAGAACUUCAUCGAUGUAGGCUUCUUCCAGGGAAAAGCUUCUUUCACAGCAGACCAGACUGAUGAUGCAGUCAGCGAGUUGCAGACCAUCAUAGCACAAUAUGACGUGUAUGCUGAGAAGCAGAUGGUGAACUUGAAGAACUGGUCCACCAACGCUGUGCCCGUCAGAGAGCUCCAGAGAGUGACCGUCAACAGCAGCUGUGUGGGGUGGAGCCUCUGUGGCAGCACCUUCUACAGCCUGGUUUACGGAGCCCACAAGACCUGGCCGAUCUCUGUGAGUGCCUCUGCGGCCGUGAUAGAGCUGGCUUUGAACGCUCUCUGGACCCUCCAACCUGACACAGUCACGGUGACUCCACUGUCCAACACUUACGGCUCGGACUACACAGUCACCUUCAACUCUGACAGGGGUGACUUUGAACUGCUGCGCUACGAGGUGAUGGGAGGUGACGUGAAUGUGACGGUCAGGGAGCUGACCAGGGGCAGAGGCAGCAUGCAGACCUUCACCCUGCUCUGGGGCGAUGUCCCCUCCCGGCCCAUCCCCUACAACGCCUCCGCCACCGAGGUCCAGGAGGCGCUGAUUGUCUUGGUGACCUCUGAAUGCCCCAGUGAGAUUCUGACCACGGAGAACAACGAGCUGAAAUACUUCAGAGACUUUGAAGGGGAUCGUUCUCAGUACAAUGGAGAUGAGAGAGGAACUCCAGUCAACACGGCUGAGGCCUUCUGUGGUCUCUGGUCUCUGAAGAACCCUGAGAUACUGUUCAUGGAGGACUUCCCCAUGCAGUCCAAGGGCACCUACGGACCCAUCCCUCUGCAGCUGUUUAAAAUCCUUUGCUUUGCGUACAAAGGACAAUUAAAAAAUGAAAUUGGAAUCAAGUUGUCUUACCGCAACCCUCAGGGGAACAUUUUAGUAGAGAUGACCAAAAUGGUAGUUACUUUCACCCAAGGCCAAGAAUGGAGUUACAUAUGUGUAGAUCUGUUUUCUGCUGUACAGACAAGCUUUGUCGGAGGAGCCUACAAUCUUCUGCACCUGUAUUUGUAUAAAACAACGUCUGGCGAGGACUUCUACGUGGACGCUGUCUCCCUGGGAAGAAGGGCCACCACAGUGAACGAAAAUGAGCUGGUCUGGAAGAGAAAACCUGCAGCCCUCGGACGCUCGGGACGCUUCUUUGAGGACAUCUCCGUGGUCCGCAAGUUCCCAGAACCCUCUGUGGUCAGUUACGAGAUCACGGCCACACCCCUGGACUGCGCCUUCGACUUCCCACUGUUCCAGAUCGGUUUCUUACAGCUGACAGACAGCUCAAAUGACCUGUCUCAGUACACGGAGGACACUGCCAGCGCCACCGUCAACCUCGUGAAGAAGGCCAGCCCUCCCCUCUCUGGGACCUUCGACGUGGAGAUCUACGGGAGCCGGGUCGAAGGGCUGGCUGUGAACGUGAGCGCCGAGGACCUGCAGUACGCUCUGCAGGGGGUCCCAGGCAUGGGCAAGGUCUCGGUUACAGGCCUUGGAGACUGCAAACUCCGAAAAUGGAGGGUCAACUGGCUCACCAACCCUGGACAGCAGCCCCUUCUUCAGAUCAACUCCCUGUCUGUUACCGGGUCCAAUCCCAUAGUGUGGGUUAACAAGAACCGCAAUGGAGGUCUGUUCAAGCAAAGCAUCAGUGGAGACUUCCUGCGUGUGUGGGAACCCAGACCACAGGUGGAGGUUCAGAUCAACGGCAUCCCAUCAAAGUGUUCUGGUGACUGCACUUACACCUGGUCGGAGGCCCAGACCCCAGUCAUCACUGGAAUCAGUCCAUCUCAAGGAUCAGACGGUCUGGGCACCCUGCUGACCAUCACAGGGACGGGCUUCAGCUCUGAGAAUGCCACUGUUUGGGUGGGAAGGGCAAGAUGCAAUGUUGAACAAGUCACAGUCAGCACACAGGUGUGCAAAGUGGGCGUGGCCAGGGCAGGUACCUACCCAGUCUCUGUCACCUUCCCAUCUCUGGGUGAAGCCCGUUACCAAGACGACACCCAGCACAACUUCACCUACCUGCUCGUGGUGUCCUCCUUCAGCCCUCUCUCUGGCAGCACGGCAGGAGGAACCCUCCUCACGGUUAGAGGGUUUGGGUUCGGCCUGGACACCAUGGUGACGGUCGGCAACGCCAGUUGUGAUCUGGUCUCUGCCAGUGGCAGUGAGCUGACAUGCAGAACACCUGCAGGCCCUGCAGGGUUGGGCUCGGUCACGGUGUGGACUGGUAACAUGAGUGCGACGGCAGACACCAUGUUCACCUACGAUGAAGGUCUGACUCCUCUCAUCACCAGCCUCAGUCCUGUCUCCACAACAGUGAUCGGACACAGAGUUCUCACUAUCCUGGGCAGCAACUUGGGCAACCUGACCAAUGGCAGUGCAGUAUUUGUGGGUCAGGAAGUGUGCGUGCUUCUGCAGUGGACGUCCAGCAGCAUCAGCUGCCUCCUCCCCGACCUCCCGCCCGCUCACCAUCACGUGGACGUGCGAGUGGGGAACUACGGCUACCCCAAAACCAGUGCUGGUGUGAACGUCAGCGUGGAGUACCUCCUGGAGGUGACCAGCGUGUCCCCCAGGGUGGGCUCUCUGUUCGGAGCCACCAGGCUGACCAUCUCAGGCUCGGGCUUCACCUCCAACGCCUCAGACCACCGCGUCUCCGUGGGGGGUGUUGGGUGUGAUGUCAGAGUGGCCUGGGAGAGUGAGCUGGAGUGUGUCAUGGAGACCAGGGAAGCGACCCACACCGUGACCAAUCACGGCUCCCACCCUGACUGGGGUCUGGGUUAUGCCUGGAGUCCUGCCGCGGUGACUGCCACAGUUGGCGACACGGUGGUGUGGCGCUGGGAGGCUGCACCCUUCCUCCAGAACGUUGGCUUCAGGGUGUUCAGCGUGGCCAGCCCCAGCAGCACCCUCCCUGACGGCGCCUCCUUCACCAGCGGGGACAGCAAGACCUUCAGUGGUGUCUUCAGUUAUCGCUUCACUGUUCCUGGCACAUACUACUACAGCAGCGGCCUCAUUGACGAGGCCCAGAGCAGGUUCCUGCAGGGGGUUGUGAGAGUCAGAGCCCUGGAGGAUAGUACCAGCAGGCUGUCUGUCAGAGUGGGGGGAAUACAGGCCAGGCACAUCCCAGCCAUAGUUUCCAACAACACCAACAAGCUGGGGAGGUCUGGCUGUGUGGCCCUGCAGCCAGCGUACUGCAGCCAGCCACAGAAGGAGUCCAACUGGACCUCCUUCAGCCUGCUGGCCUGUGCCUCUCCAGUGGUGCUGUCCAUCUCCCCUGACAGAGGCUCCGCCCACCAGCCCAUCAGCAUCCAGGGCACAGGCUUCAGCGACACAGCCUGCGCCCACCAGGUGACAGUUGGAGGUGUCCCUUGUGUGGUGACCAGCAGCAGCCAAACAGAGGUCAACUGCAGACUGGCGCCAGACAGCGGCCUUGCCGUGGGCGUGGCCCACCCUGUGUCUCUCCGGGUCAACAACCUGGGCUCUGCCAUGGUGGCCGUGCGGAGCGAGUUUGGCCGGCGCUUCGUGGUCCUGCCGGUGGUGGACGGGGUCCGGCCCUCUGUGGGCAGCCCCACCGGGAGCACGCGCCUGCUGAUCCAGGGCUCCGGGUUCUCCGCUGGCCUCGUCACCGUGGCCAACGCCCCCUGCUCCGUCCUGUCCCUCAACUACACCCACAUCGUCUGCGACACCUCCCCGUCGCCGCCCGGCAACGGGGUCGUCCGCGUCCUGGUUGGCAUGACGAUCCCCAGCUCCUGCUCCUCCGACUGCUCCUUCCUGUACUCCUCCUCCGUCACACCCUCUGUCACCGGCGUGUCCCCGUCAAACGUCACCGGGAACUUCACCGUGGUAACCGUCUCCGGGGCCGGCUUCGGCAGCGAUGUGGGCGACGUGGUGGUGUCUGCCGGCGAUGUGGAGCUGCGCGUCACGGCUGUCCUCAACACAACCAUCACCCUGGAGGUGGGGGCCCUGCCCGCCGGCGAGCGCCCCCUCAGGGUGGUGGUGAGGAGCAGAGGGCUGGCGGCAGGGGCAGCCAGCCUGACCAGCCUGGCCCUGGCCGCUCUCAGCCCCGCGGCCGGCAGCACCCUGGGAGGCACCCCCCUGCUGCUCCGUGGGAAUGGCUUCCUGCCCGGCAACACCACGGUGUGGGUGGGCGGGGCGGCGUGUGGGAUCCAGGCGGUGACUCCUGACACGGUGCUCUGCCUGACCCCGGCCCACAGCCCUGGACAGGUGACGGUGUUGGUGCAGGUGCUGUCAGAGACCUACCCUGCCCUGUCUUACUCCUACUCUGCAGCCCACACACCUGUCAUCACCUCCAUCAGCCCCUCCUCAGGUCUUGGUGGCACCAUCGUCACCAUCAACGGGACAGGGUUUGGCUCCGCCUCCCAGCAGGUGACCGUCAGCAUGAACGGUGUUCCGUGUGUGGUGUCGGAGGUGUCCGACUCCCAGGUGCAGUGCACCGCGGGGGGGAACCCAGGGGGUGCCUACCCAGUCAUGAUGCAGCACGGGGUCAAAGGUUACGCCCAGUCGACGUCCGUCUUCACCUACAGACUGCAGCUCUCUGGAGUCCAGCCCAGCCAGGGCAGUUUCGGGGGCGGGGCCAUGCUGGCUGUCCUGGGCUCUGGGUUUGACCCCCUGACCUCGCGGGUGCACGUCUGCGGACAAUUGUGCGAAGUCCACAGAAACGAGUCGUCCUCCACCAGACUCUACUGUGACGCCCCAGACAACAACGGUACCCUGGCGGAGCUGGGCUGCACAGUGACAGUGAUGAACCCAUCAGGCUGGGUGAACAUGUCAAAUGGCUUCACCUACAGAGCCCUGCUCACCCCUGUGAUUACCACCGUUUCUCCCCGAAGGGGCGGCACUGCCGGCGGCACCAGCCUCACCAUCACCGGCUCGGGCUUCAGCUCUAACAGCAGUGAGACCAGCGUGACCAUCGCUGGGUCUGUGUGCGACGUCCAGUCAGCCAACGAGACUCACAUCGUCUGUGUGACUAACGCUCAGAGACGCUCCCAACAGACCAACAUCCGGGUCAGCAUCGGAGACAGAGGCAUCGCCAAGAUGGAAGCUGCUGGCUUCUCCUACAUCGACGUGUGGUCCUCCAGGUUCACCUGGGGUGGUCUGUCGCCCCCGGAGACAGGAACCUUUGCUGUCAUCACCAAGGGUCAGACCAUCCUGCUGGACACCAGCACUCCAGUGCUGAAGAUGCUGCUCAUCCAGGGCGGCACCCUGGUGUUUGACGAGGCUGAUAUCGAGCUGCAGGCUGAAAACAUCCUGAUCACUGAUGGUGGAGCUCUGCAGAUCGGCCAGGAGGGGGCGCCGUUCCAGCACAGGGCCAUCAUCACCCUGCAUGGAAACCUGCGCUCCCCUGAGCUGCCUGUGUACGGGACCAAGACCCUGGCCGUCAGGGAGGGGGUGCUGGACCUGCAUGGCAUUCCAGUUCCUGUUCCCUGGACCCACCUGUCUCAGACGGCCUCUAAUGGCUCUGUCACCCUGUCCCUGAUGUUGGCUGUCACCUGGAAGGCAGGACACGAGAUAGUCAUCGCCUCCACAGGACACAGGCACAGCCAGAAAGAGAAUGAGGUGAGGAGGAUCGCCGGGGUGUCUCCAGACGGCCGCACGCUGACCCUCUCGGAGCCCCUGAGCUACACCCACCUGGGGGUGGCUGUCCCCCUGCCUGACGGCACGCUGUUCCAGGCCAGGGCGGAGGUGGGCCUGCUCACCAGGAACAUCCUGGUCCGCGGCUCCACCAACUCAGAGUGGAGCGACCAGGUCAAGGCCUGUCCCAGCGGCUUCAAUACAGGGGAGUUUGCCACCCAGACCUGCUUCCAGGGUCGGUUUGGGGAGGAGGUGGGGAGCGACCAGUUUGGAGGAUGCAUCAUGUUCCACGCGCCCAGACCCAACGAGAACCUGGCCAUGGGGAGACUGGAAUAUGUUGAGCUGUUUAACGCAGGCCAGGCCUUCAGACUGGGCCGCUACCCCAUCCACUGGCACCUGAUGGGAGACGUCAACUACAAGUCCUACGUAAGGGGCUGUGCCAUCCACCAGACCUACAACCGGGCCGUCACCAUCCACAACACACACAACCUGCUGGUGGAGAGGAACGUCAUCUAUGACAUCAUGGGCGGGGCCUUCUUCAUCGAGGACGGCAUCGAGACAGGAAACGUUCUGCAGUUCAACCUGGCAGUGUUUGUGAAGCAGAGCACCAGCCUGCUGAACGAUGACGUCACGCCCGCCGCCUACUGGGUCACCAACCCCAACAACACCAUCCGGCACAACGCUGCCGCGGGGGGGACACACUUCGGCUUCUGGUACCGCAUGCACGAGCACCCGGACGGCCCCUCCUACGACCCCAACAUCUGCCAAAAGAAUGUUCCCCUGGGGGAGUUCUCCAACAACACGGUGCACUCGCAGGGCUGGUUCGGACUCUGGAUCUUCCAGGACUACUUCCCCAUGGCCAAGGGCAGCUGCAACUCCAAGGUCCCCGAGCCCGCCGUGUUCCGCACCCUGACCACCUGGAACUGUGAGAAGGGCGCCGAGUGGGUGAACGUGGGUGCCGUGCAGUUCUCAAACUUCCUCAUGGUCAACAACGAGAAGGCCGGUAUCGAGGCCAAGCGCCUCUUCCCAAACAAGGUGCGAGGCUUCGGGGAGACCGGGGGGGCGCUGGUGUCCAACUGCACCAUCGUGGGCCACCUGGACGAGCUGGGACUGGGGGAGGGGUACUGCUCCCGGCGGGGGGUCCUCCUGCCGUUUGACGACGGCAUGAGCGUCCUCUCCACCAGCUUUGUGAACUUCGACCGGAGCUCCUGUGCAGCCAUCGGGGUGACGACGGUGGACGGGACCUGCGUGGACCGCUGCGGGGGCUGGAGCGCCCGCUUCAGCGGGGUUCGCUACUUAAACUCCCCCAACAAGGCCGGCUUCAGAUGGGAACACGAGGUGCAGCUGGUGGACAGCGACGGAUCCCUGACAGGAAACGUUGACUACAAGGUGGUUCCCAUGAGUCCUCUGUUGGACAUGGCUCACUGCACCCAGAGGGCAGAGUGGAGCGUGGGCUUCCCCGGAGCUGUGUGCGACAACACAGUGAACUUCCAUCGUCUGGCCUUCAACAACCCCACACCCAGCUCCCUGCAAGCCAAGGAUGUCAUACUGACCAACUCUCAUGGCACCAGCGUGGUUCCAUACCUGAAGAAGAGAAUGACCCACAAGCUGGGCUGGAUGGCCAUGCUGCCUUCUACCCAAAGCUACAACUGGUACUUUCAGGACAUGGACCAGCUUACCAAUAUUACAUACAAUGCCAUGUUCUAUGGCUUUAAGCAAGGGGACUAUGUGAUAGUGAACCACAACCUGACCCAGAGUCCAGACCGCUUCUUCAUUGUAGACGCCAGGAACGGCUCAGCAGGGCCGCUGACGUACAGUGACAACGAGAACGGGGACUGGCACUUCGACAACACCUCCAACAACCUCUCCUACCUGGUGUCUGGGAAGAGGAGUGACAGGAGGCGCCGGACCAGCGUCGACCCGGACGCCAGAGACGUGGGCGUGAACCUACAGAUCCAGCGCUGCUUCUUCCCUCAGUGUGUCCAGCCGACUCCUCCGCCCCCCGCCACCCUCAGCCCCACGCCCUACCGCAGACCUGCACACUUCCUUCUCUGGUCCAAUGAGUCCUUUUGGCUGUCGUCAGAAGAAAACCUCUUCUCUGUACCAACCAAGGGCGCUAACGUGGUCAUUCCCUCAGGGAUCUGGAUGGUACUGGACAGCAGUGCUCCUCCCUUCAACAAUCUGACGGUGAUGGGCGUCCUGGAGAUCCCAGACACACUGGCCAACAUCACUGGGGUUCCGGCCGGCAACGUGUCCGAGUACAGGAGUGUGGUGUUGGACGCCACCUACAUCUCCAUCCAGGGUGGGAGGUUUAUAGCAGGGUGGUAUAACGAGCCUUUCAGAGGAAGUCUGCACAUCAACCUGAGGGGGAACCACAGCACCCCUGACUGGCCACUCCCCAACGGACCCAACCAAGGAUCAAAGGUUCUGGGUGUGUUUGGUAACCUGGAUCUGUACGGUAUGCCUCCCACUGUGUACCACACCAAGCUGAACAUCACUGCAGGGGCAGGCUCCAACACUCUCACCCUGGACCAGCCUGUGGACUGGAAGGUCGGGGACGAGAUUGUCAUUUCCACCACGAGCUAUGAUGCCAGGCAGACAGAGACACACCAUGUCAUGUCUGUUUCUGAGGACAGACAGACCCUGACUCUCAACCAGUCUCUGGCACACACUCACAUAGCGGAGGUGCACAGCGUGGCUGGCUCAUCUCACAGCUACAGGCUGGCAGCAGACGUGGGCCUGCUCAGCAGGAACAUCAGGAUCACAGGCCAGGACUACGCACAGAUGUUCCAGGAGUCGUUUGGAGCCAGAGUGCUGGUGGGAACCUUUUCCUCAAAGGGGAUCGAGUACAAAGGCAAGGCCCAGAUCAGGAACGUGGAGUUCUACCACACUGGCCAGGAGGGAUGGACUGACUACUCGGAUCCUCGCUACUCUCUGACCUUCCUCAACCUGAGAGAGGAGUCGUACGUCCAGGGCUGCUCCUUCCAUCACGGCUUCUCUCCUGCCAUCGGGGUGUUUGGGACGGUCUGGAUGAACAUCGACGACAACGUUGUGUACCACACUGUUGGACAAGGUAUCAGAGUGGUGGGCAGUGAGGCGGCACUGCGUAGGAACCUGGUGACCCUGACCCUGUGGCCUGGCUCCUACAGGGGCAGACAGGAGGCUUUCAACUAUGACUGGAACGCUGCCAUCGAGGUGAACGAGGGAUUAAACGUGGUGUUGCAGGACAACGUUGUGGCAGGCUACGAAAGAGUUGGGUACCGCAUCGAUGGAGAGCCAUGCCCAGGCUGGUGGAACCCUAUGGAGAUGUGGCGUGGUAACGAGGCUCAUGGAGGUCUCUACGGCGUCUACCUCAACCAGGACGGCCUGGCUGGCUGCUCUCUCAUCCAGGGUUUCAAUAUCUGGCGGAGCUACGACAACGCUAUCUACUACCAGGUGUCGAUGAGUGUGGUGGUAGCUAAUGUGACACUGGUGGACAAUGGGGUGGGAAUCAUCUCCUUCAUCUUCGCCCCGCCCUCGCUCUCCCACAUGUACUCAAACAAGACUGUGCACAUCCAGGAUGCUGUGAUCGUGGGGAGUAGCCCCAACUUUAACUGCUCCGACGGGGUGCCGGCCAACGACUACAACAUCCAGAACAGUGCGGACCAUAGAGCUCCUCGACCUCAAGGAGGCAGGGCUGGGAUCUGCUGGCCGACCUUUGAAUCUGGACACAACGAGGGCCCAAAGAUGUCCCUCCAGGGUAUAACUAGCUACAACGCCAUCAGCGGCCUGAUGACUGUGACUGACACGACCUUUGUGGGGUUCAGGACCGUGUGCUCCAGCCAGAGGAACGCCAUGUUCAUGACCCACCCCGGCAACGACGACCUGCAGCACCCAGUACAAGUGCAGAGGCUGACGGUGCUGGACAGCACCGAUGACAGCAAGGUCUUCAUCCACAGGCCAAACCUAGCCAAGAUUAACCCAUCUGACUGUGUGGACAUGGACUGUGACGCCAUGAAGAAGGCCACCCUCAGGGACAGGGACGGCAGCUUCCUGGGAGCCGUGGGCUCCGUGGUGCCCCAGUCUGAGUACGGCUGGAACGGUGACAGCAGGAGAGGCCUGGGAGACUACCGCAUCCCCACGGUCAUGCUCACCCACCCUAACGGCAGCAGGAUCCCUGUGGACAGUAUUGCUCCUAACAAGGGGGUGAUCAGAGACUCCAGCUGCACAUACGUGACCUCCUGGCAGAGCUACAAGUGCUUCGGGCUCACCUACAAGCUGAUGGUGAUUGAGAGUCUGGACCCUGACACUGAGACCAGACGGCUGUCCCCGGUGGCCGUGCUGGGAGGCUCCUACGUGGACCUGCUGAACGGCCCUCAGGACCACGGCUGGUGCUCUGGGUACACCUGCCAGAAGAGACUGUCUCUGUUCCACAGCCUGGUGGCCACAGGGAGGGGCUACGACGUCUUCUUCAGCAGCGUCACCCCUCAGAAGCUGAGAUUCAUGCUGCUCAACGCCGACCCCUCAGAGUCUGUCAGAGUGUGUGUGUUUUACUCAAACCUUCAACGCCUGGAUGUGUAUGUGAAUAACUCCUUGGUUCCUCCAAACAACGCCAUCUGGAACGCGGCCAGGACCGACUACACCCUUCAGAGCCCCGUCUUCCCAGGUCAGUUUGUUCCAGACCUGAACUCCACCGCCGGCUCCAACUACUUUGACGAUAAAUACAACAUGCUGGAGCUGCUGCUGAGAGGCUCUGUGCCUUUGGAGAUUCGAACAUCUCCUCUCAUCCUGGUCUCCUUCCAGCUGCCUGCCAUGACUGUGGAGCUGUUCUUCGGGGACGACCUGAUCCGGAACCUGGCCCUGUUCCUCAAGGUUCCCUCCAGCAUGAUCCGCAUCACCAAGAUCGUGCGUGAGAACGUGCGCAGCCGGCGCAUGAGGAGGGACACGGGUCUGACUGUGCAGCUGGAGAUCAGGAGAUCUGUGGUCCAGGACAUCACCAACACCACUAGUGCCAACGAGGCGGAUUCAUUCUAUCUGCUGAAGAACAUCGUCAGUGACCUGAGCAUGACUGCCAUCAUUGGGAACCUCAGUAUGGCUAUUGGCUUCAACAUAUCGCAAUUCGGCGUAGUCCCUCCCCCCCCCCCAGCCUCUGACCCUACCUGGAGCCAGGCUGCGUCUGUAGACGUGACGAGGGUGGAGCCUCAGGAGAUCUUUGUGUUGGCCGUGAUCAAGCUGGUGCUGGUGGUGUCCCCGGAGCCGGGUCCUUACCCGGGCCCCCUGCUGACUCAGCCUCACCUGCUGGCCCUGGACAGCCAGGGUGACUGUGUGGCUGUGGGCUUGUCAUCCCUCUCAGCUAUAGCAACGCUCAAGGACUCCAGUGGUAACACUGUGUCUGGCCUGGUAGGCGACACCAGCAUACGCUUCAGUGGCUGCUGGGCCAACUACACCAACCUAGGCAUCAUGACCACGGGAGAGAACUUGACAAUGUGGUUCACACUGAUGGAGUGGAACACUCAGUCACUGAGGUCUUUCUCAGUCAAGGAGACACCGACCACUGCCACGCCCCUAACCAAUAACACUGAAACCCCCUCAGCCACUGGUCUCACCACCACCUCCACCCCUGGUCCCACCACCACCACCCCUGGUCCUACCACCUCCACCCCUGGUCCCACCACCACCCCUGGUCUCACCACCACCCCUGGUCUCACUACCACCCCUGGUCUCACCACCACCCCUGGUCUCACCACCACCCCUGGUCUCACUACCACCCCUGGUCCCACCACCACCCCUGGUCUCACCACCACCCCUGGUCUCACUACCACCCCUGGUCCCACCACCACCCCUGAAUCCACCACAAUAGAUGACACCAUCUUUGGUUCCAGCACUACUCUCUCUAGCUCAGCCACCAUCUUACUGGUCAGCAUCAUCUCUGCAUCCAGCCUCCUGUUUCUGGGACUGUAG